This is a messenger RNA of Aplysia californica (California sea hare), 1760 nucleotides long. Its product is annotated as protein ILRUN. The record is from RefSeq and is a predicted model, not a curated record. Gene Ontology annotation, molecular function: ubiquitin binding. The coding region runs from base 193 to 1017 and encodes 274 amino acids. The transcript has 5 exons. Gene Ontology annotation, cellular component: phagophore assembly site. Gene Ontology annotation, biological process: macroautophagy. NCBI's taxonomy places the organism in Eukaryota, Metazoa, Mollusca, Gastropoda, Aplysiida, Aplysiidae.
UAAGAUCCGUCAACAACCUCAUCUUCCGGUCAGUGGUGAACGUUGUAGCAGAACCUCAGUUUUGUUGACAUCCUGAAGCCUGAGGAACCACUGAGAAAUUCCUUGAACUCUAAAAUCGAGCUCAGUAUUUUUUAAGUGAAAAUUUACAAACAUUUAUCUUUUUUUUACUGACUCAGAUGGGGCUGUCUAAACAUGGAUGUAGAUAUUGACAAUGAUUUUGACGGAAAGUUCCUCGAUCAGUUCAGAUCGAUGGGAACAACUGACCGAGACGUUCUUAUAGCGGAGUUUCAAGCAGUUCUGGGAAACCAGAUUAAUCCAGAGUCAUGCGCUUUCUUCCUAGAUAUGAACAACUGGAACCUGCAGAACGCAGUGUGUUCCUACUAUGACUUUGAGCAGCCAACAAACCUCCAGCCCUCUAUGUCUGUUCUUGGAGACUUGACCAUAGGGGACGGGGAGUCUGUGGCUCCCAGCACCACUUUCAUCAAAACGUGGAAAAUUAAGAAUCAGGGCAUGGACCGCUGGCCACCCGGCUGUCAUCUUCGCUUCUGCAGUGGUGACAACCUGAGCACAGUGGAACGGCGGAUGGUGGACGCGUUGUUACCUGGCGAGGAGCUAGAUGUGUCCAUCGAGAUGAGGUCACCAGCCGCCAGCGGGGCCUACCACAGCAUGUGGCGCAUGAGCACAGCCACAGGGAUCUACUUUGGCGACGUGAUCAACGUGCAGGUGAUGGUGGCCGAGGGCGGCCUGCUAGGUCUGACCCAACAGUUGGCCCGCAUAGGUGGGACCCCGGGCCAAGUCUCAAUCCCCAACCCGUUCCCGCAGCCCGCAGGCCACCACAGUUCUUCCAUGGAUGCAGCCACACAGCCACAGCCACAGCCACAGCCACAACAGCAGCAGAUUGUGUUAUUCAGCGGGGGUCCUGCGGCUGGCCAGAUGCAGCAACAGCAGGACCCGACAGGCGGAGGGGGCUUGGAGAGGCCGGCUGCGUCCAUCGAGGAGGACACGGACAUGUCCUAGCGUCUGCCCGAGUGUGAAUGGAAGGGAGAGAACUUGGCCAAAUGAAUGAGGAUGACGGUGUAAAUCUCAACCCCCUGGGUACCCCGGGUACCUUCGUGACGGCGGUGUUGGUUCGGGAUUAUUUUGUUGUUCGUCUGAUGCAGUUGUGUGGUUUUUUUCUCCUUCGCUGCUGAUUGUUGUGGUUUGGAUGAAGGGUUGACCAAGUGGCCUAGAUGAAUUUGGGCCAAGAAUCUGAUGAUUGGCUGAUUAUUUUUUCUUUUUUUUUCCCCCUCCGCAUUUGUGAAUGUUUUGCCAAAUUGUUUGUUAAGGGUAUUCUUUUGCUGGGUUUUUUUUUUUUUCCUCUGAGCGGAAAAAAAAGGAUAUGUGGGUGUGUAGGUAGGAGGAGGGGGAGGGUAUAUUUUAUUUUGUUUCCAAAAAACGGUGCUAGUGGGGGAUUCAUGUGUAACUUGUCUAGACGUGUUCACAGGACGUUGGAAGCUUUUUCUCUUGCACUUACACACCUCUCUGACUGCUCUGGGAUUUAGGGAACUUUUGGCUGUGAAGAUAUUACGUUGUGAAUGGAGGAAUCAAGAGACAGUGUGGGUCUUCCUUGGGUUUUGGGGGGGGGGUGUUGUAGUUUUUUUUGUGGGGGUAGGGGGGGGGGGACAUUUUUUUUGUUAAGUAAAAUGAAAAAGCUUUUAAAGCAUAGGAAGUUUAGUUGGGGUUUUGUCUUUGCUUUUUAAAAAAUAAAUUCUAAUUCCCUU